AUGUGCUACUAUGGCAGCUACUAUGGUGGCCUGGGCUAUGGAUAUGGUGGCCUAGGCUGUGGCUAUGGCUAUGGUGGCUAUGGUGGCUGUGGUUAUGGCUGUUGCCGCCCUCUGUGCUAUAGAAGAUACUGGACCUAUGGCUUCUACUGA
This is a messenger RNA of Octodon degus (degu), 150 nucleotides long. Its product is annotated as keratin-associated protein 20-2-like. The transcript has a single exon. Bases 1 to 150 code for a protein of 49 amino acids. The record is from RefSeq and is a predicted model, not a curated record. NCBI's taxonomy places the organism in Eukaryota, Metazoa, Chordata, Mammalia, Rodentia, Octodontidae.